AUGGGUGACCCUCUCGCCGGUGCUCAAGCCGUAGCCGUUGAGCAACGGGUGACAGUUAAUCGGCCGUCCAGGCCAUGCGACUCGUGCCGGAAGAGAAAGAGUCGCUGCGAGAUGCCCGACGGAGCGUCUUCUUGUGUGCUCUGCCAGUUCCAUCACCGGGAGUGUACCUUUCAGCAAACGACCCGGCCGAGAAAAAGGAAGAUCACGUUUCCAGAGGAUGAAGAGCAGGAGGUCAUGUCGAUGCCAUGGACGGCGUCGCGACAUGGUUCCACGUCAAGCGCCACGAGUGCGAUACGCACCGUCGCCAGGAUAGACUGCUAUGAAAACUUCAAAGGCCCUACGCUGCUCCGCAAGACGCUGGGGCUGCAGACUCACCGACACGCGACCUUUCUCGGCCCAUCCUCCGACUUUGAGCAGAGUCUCCUGCACUCGGCUUCUCUGGUCAGUCAUGACGAAAUCACCAUCGGCCCAGUAGCCCUCCGCAAAGUGGGUUCGACGGAUACCUUCCUCCAGACGCUUGAUGAGAGCACCUUGAGCCAUCCAGAAGAAAUCUCACGGCUGGAUGCCGUCGAGACUCUUGUCGCACCCCAUGGACACGAGCUGAUCCGCCUGUACUUCCGCAUUGUUCACCCUAGCUUCCCCAUCUUGCACAAAAAGGUAUGGCUUGAAAAAUACAAUCGUACACACCGCGAGUUUUCUCCGCCUUGCCUCGCUUUUGUAUACAUUCUUGCCCUACACUGGUGGACGUAUAGCGCAGAACUGGCCUCGCUACCGAAGCCUAACACCACGAAGCUUGAGGAAAUCGCAUUGCGAGCGUUGGCUGAAGUAGUGCACCGGCCCAAGCUCUCCACAAUCCAAGCUGGUCUUUUGCUCCUCCAGCAACCAAAGGGCGACUCAUGGGCAUUAACCACGCAAUUGGUUGGCAUCGGCCAGGAAAUUGGGCUACAUCUAGACUGCUCUGACUGGAGCAUACCCACGUGGGAAAAGGGCCUUCGGAAGCGGCUCGCCUGGGCCUUGUUUAUGCAAGAUAAAUGGGGUGCACUUGUUCAUGGCCGGCCGUCUCAUAUCAACUACGAAGAUUGGCUUGUCCAGCCGCUUACGGCUGACGAUUUCCCCGAGAACGCUGUAGAUGAAAACGAUGAGGAUGGCAGUGCAGAAGUCGAGAAGGGUCGAUUAUUGUUUUGUGAGAUGGUAAAGCUGACUGAGAUCCUGUCCGAAAUCCUGUCCACUUUUUACACCCUGCGAGCUCAGCGCGAGCCCAGAGGAGGCCUAAGGGAACAGUUGGCCAUUGCAAAACCUAUCCAGAUUCGGUUGAAGGAGUGGUUCUCGCAACUUCCUGAAUCUGUGAAAGGAGAGGAUGUCAAGCCGAGAAAACUGUCUUCCACAGGGUAUCUCUGCCUUGCAUACUAUGCUACUGAAAUCACCUUGCAUCGCCAUAUUAUUCGCGUGGCAUCGGAUGAGGCGGACCCAGAAUUGGUCGAGAUAUGUCGCAACGCAGCAAAAGCUCGUUUGUGCUCCGCAGUCGACUUCGUCAGUAAUCUAAAGCCGGAGCAUUUGCAAUCGUUUUGGUACUCGCCAUCUUACUAUAAUUUUUCAAUCAUCAGCACAUUCAUGGUCCUUCUUUGGUCGACCGCAACAACCACAGAAGAAGCGGCGUUUUAUCGCCAGAAGCUUACUACAUACCGAUGGAUCCUUCGGGUGUCAAGCAAUGCCUCUGACGUUCUAGAGCGUGCCAACGCGCAACUGCUCCUGUCAACAGAUGGCCUGACCAAAUUAAUCCCAGAGGAGGUGGUUGGUCGAGUAGAUAGUCCGGAGGAGUCUACAACGUCUCACGAACACCUUGAUGACCCGUUUGAUACCCCAUUGGCGACGAUUUCUUCGCCUCAAAUUCUUCAAACAUUAGAUGUUGGGGGACCGUUUUCCCCUACUGCGUAUCAGUUGGGCGAGAUGUACCCCAGUUUCGAGUACGAUAUUGACUUUCAGGGUCUUGGCACAGCAAACGCGGUGUGA
Messenger RNA from Ilyonectria robusta, 2010 nucleotides. RefSeq names its product fungal-specific transcription factor domain-containing protein. The transcript is spliced from 2 exons. Gene Ontology annotation, cellular component: nucleus. Gene Ontology annotation, molecular function: DNA binding; zinc ion binding; DNA-binding transcription factor activity, RNA polymerase II-specific. The record is from RefSeq and is a predicted model, not a curated record. Lineage: Eukaryota; Fungi; Ascomycota; Sordariomycetes; Hypocreales; Nectriaceae. Gene Ontology annotation, biological process: DNA-templated transcription. The coding region runs from base 1 to 2010 and encodes 669 amino acids.